UAAACACAAACUUUUAUUUUGGAUGCGAUUAAUCGUUGCCCAUCCCUAACUUGUAUACUGACCACCACCUACCUGUAUCAGUCCAGCAUGGCCAUCUCAGACCUGGUCUCAAUUGCAAGUUCAAUGUUUUAUUCAAAGCAUUACUUCUAUACAAAUAAUUCAGUAAAAAUUAGUACACACAUGAACCAAGAUCUGUUCAGCAUUUGAAUGCACGCAUUGAAAGCCAAAGCCCCGCCUCUCAACCUCCCUCCCUAUCCGUCUACAUUGUCUCCACCUCCUGUGAUCUCAAUAUUUAAUUAAGAACUGGACCGGCAGAGCACCAGAUACACCCUCCACAAGUCUCGUCCGUUCCAUCUCCUGUUCAAACGCAUGUUUUUGGCCUCUUAUUGCAAAUGGACUUUCAGUGAAGUCUCGGAGUUCAUUCUCACCCUUUUGUAAAGGUCUGUUGUACACUUCGAGCGAAAUGGAGGAGUUUGUGGAGGACCACCAUUGCGGAGACUCUCUCUUCCCAACCUCCACCCUCAUUCCCGUCACCACCAUUUGCGUCCUGCUCUUCAUCGUUGGCGUAACCGGCAACACCAUGACCAUUCUCAUCAUCCAGCGCUUCAAGGACAUGAAGACCACCACCAACCUGUAUCUGUCCAGCAUGGCCAUCUCAGACCUGGUCAUCUUCCUCAGCCUCCCCUUCGACCUCUACCGCCUCUGGAAGUACGUGCCUUGGGUCUUCGGGGGGCUGGUGUGCAGUCUGUCGCACUACAUCAAUGAAGCGUGCACCAACGCCACCAUCCUCCACAUCACAGUGCUCAGCAUGGAGCGUUACCUGGCCAUCUGCUUCCCUUUCAAAGCCAAGGCUGCCAUCACCAAGAGGAGGGUCAAGUACGUCAUCUUGGCUCUGUGGGGUUUCGCGCUGCUUUCCGCUGCACCGAUGUUCUUUCUGAUGGGCGUGGAGUACGAGAACGAGACGAUACCUGACCCAGGCACCCGGCAGUGCAAGCACACGCGCUAUGCCAUCGACUCGGGGCUGCUGCACACCACCAUCUGGGUGUCCACCACCUACUUCUUCUGCCCCAUGUUUUGCCUGCUCUUCCUCUACGGAUCCAUCGGCCGAAAGUUGUGGAAGAGUCGUCAUGAGCUUCAUGGGCCUAAUGCGGCAGCGAGGCAGAAGGUUAAUCGGCAGACUGUCAAGAUCCUGGCUGUUGUUGUAUUGGUCUUUGCCAUAUGCUGGCUGCCUUACCACAUCGGUCGGUUCCUCUUCACUCACGUUGAUGACUACCACUCGGCCCGCCUCAGUCAGAACUUCAACGUGGCCUCCAUGGUGCUCUUCUACCUGAGCGCCUCAGUUAACCCAGUCCUCUACAACCUCAUGUCCAACAAGUACCGCUCUGCCGUCAAACACCUCUUCCUGUUGCCCCGCCGCGGCCCCAACCGGAGGCAUAUCUCGACGCAUGAUGACACCACCGCCUGCACAGAGACGCUCAAUGUGAUGAAAGAGACCAUGAUGACCAGUGGCGAGUCUCAAGAGCCGGUUCCGCUUUAGAACCGUUACCAAAUCUCCAAGAACUGUGGACCCGAUUAGACGCGUACAUUUCGAUUCUGCUCAACCUGUGCGCAUUUUAAUGUGAUUUCAAACCCUUCGAGUACAAGAAGACAGGAAUGAGAGCUCCGUCAAAAAAACAACCUCUCAAGUAGUGCGUAAAUACUGAAUUGAGUUCUCCUUCAUGUUGUCUUGUGCUUGAAUGGAUAAAUACACAGAAAAUUGUCAAUUUCGUCUUACGUCAUUGUAAACAGUUGAGAAAGAAAACACAUGUGAAACAAUAUUUUGGAUCCGUAUAGCUCUUAACCCUCUGGAGACUAAGCCCUUUUUGGUCCGUAUUCUCUAUUUUUUCAUUUUGGCUUAUAAACCAUAUGUAAUGGUAAUGGAGAUGGGAUACUAUGUGUUUGGUCUCUAUGGAUUCAGAAGACCCUAAGCUAACAUAAGCAUGCAUGUAAUGUAUUAGUAAAGGAAGUAUGAGUGAAAAAUGUACAAUAUAUUAGAGAAUUUCAAAAAACGAAAUUCGAUUUUUGUCAUUUAUUUCUGAAAAUCACACAUCACACAACAAUAGUGAACAUUUUUUGAACAAAAAAUAUAUUUCUCAAAGCCUUUGCUUGACAGACAUGUGUAAUUGUUCAAUAAAAUGUGUAAAGAACAAUGAAAAAUCGAACUUUAUUUACAAAUAGCCACGUGCGUUUUUCUUGGGAAUGCUUAGAACUUUCUAAGCAAUGCUUUCUCCUCGUCACUCUCCAGUAAUUGUUCCAGAGCCUGUUCCACCGUAAAUCGUUUACUGCUUGCCAUCAUAAAAGAGCUAAAAUAAAAAAUAAUGCUAUAUAUAUAUAUAUAGUACCACCCCUUGCAAGGGUACAGAGUCAUCCGAUUUACGGUGACCUUAACCGUACAUGGUAACCUUGCCCUGAUUAAGAAAAAUAUUUCUCCAUCAGCAAUUUUUCCAUUGGUUGUUGCUUGUGAAUCUGCCAAACAACAUCGAUUUCAUUGGCCUUUGGUGGUGUGUAUACAAGCCGGUUAUCUCCGGGUAUCCGGUUAUCACUGUUUUCAGCGGAAUCUGAGGAAGACGACAAAAAAGACCGCACCUCUCUGUCAUGAAUAUUUUUUUAAGAUAAGUACACAUUUGUAAACGUGUGUAAUUUUGGGCGGUGCCGCCCAAUCUGUCCUCAGAGGGUUAAAGUGACAGCAGCCUAAUAAACCUGCCGCCGUCUGUGUUAAAGGGUAACUAAACCCCUGGUCUCAGAGCCUGA
Messenger RNA from Pimephales promelas (fathead minnow), 2790 nucleotides. It is a transcript of the gene mlnr, whose product is annotated as motilin receptor. NCBI's taxonomy places the organism in Eukaryota, Metazoa, Chordata, Actinopteri, Cypriniformes, Leuciscidae. The record is from RefSeq and is a predicted model, not a curated record. Gene Ontology annotation, biological process: G protein-coupled receptor signaling pathway. Gene Ontology annotation, cellular component: plasma membrane. Gene Ontology annotation, molecular function: G protein-coupled peptide receptor activity.